AUGGCUGCGUUGGUUCAAACCAUCCCGCAACAGAGUGGCACCGUUCCUGUGCUUCAAGCGCGCCCAUCAUCUUCCUCAGGCACUUUUGCCUCCCAUAACUCGGCACAAUAUCAGAAUAUGUCCUGGACCUCCUUCAAUGCCCCAAAUUCGGCCAACUAUCGCACAGGUCAACCGGUUGUGGCACCAUACACCUUUCCUCCAAACCUGAAUCAAUCCUCCAAUACGCAACAGCAUCGACAGUCGUGGUCUCCUCAUCUCCGGCCAGAACACCGAACUUUCUCUGCCCCCACCAUUCAGGGGCCGGCCCAGAUGGCCCAGUCCGCGCCUAAUCCUCGACUUCCUCACACUGCAGCUGGUUCUUGCGCUCCCCUCGCGCAAUCCCAGAGUGGAUUCACCCCUCCGUCCUCUGUCCACUGCCAACCUUCCUCCUCUCUCUGUUAUGACCAUCUCUUCCCCGCGGGCUCCGUAAAACCUUCACCAAAUCGGUACCGUCGUCCAAAUCAACGCUCUCAAUCUCCUGGCUCGAAUCCUACCCCGGCAUCUGCCGUUGCAUCCACAUCCACAUCCACUCCGUCUGCACCAGUGACCGUGGAGCAGGCCAAUGUAGCUCAGACUCCUCGACCUAUUCUACGGUCAAAGGGUCAUAACCGUUAUUCGAGUGUCGACGAUUCGUCUCAUGGGGAAAGACCUCAAGAAGCCGCCAAACGCUACCGUCGGAGAAGUAUGGGGAACAUGGAUCCCGCGUCAUAUCCCAAUUUCCAGCUCCAGCUACCCACACUGUCAACGCCGCAGCCUUCUCAAUCUGAUCCUUACGACUUUAUCGCUUUCGAUACCAAGGAAGCGCCCCAGUCGGCUCAUUCUCACCGCGAAAGCUCCGGAAGCGUUCAGUCAACACAUUCAUCAGCUCCUUCGGCCGGGGAUGGCAAUUCCACCGAAGUCAGCUCUGCUGUAAAACCCGAAGAAAAGCGAACGAGCAAGUCAUCUCCUCUGUCCCAACCCGCCUCGACAGCGCCUGAGUCUCCAAAGACCGAAGCUAAGGCUCCAACUGAAACCAAAAGUCCGGCCGCGGCAGAUUCUCCUGCCGCCAGACGUCUGGCGGAGCUCAAGAAUGAUACGAAGCGUCCUGGAAAGUCCCGUCUUCGCCGCGCUUUCUCCUUUGGUAGCGCAUCAGAGCUGCUAAAAGCAAGCUCUCAGAGCAAACGAGAGGCCAUUGCUACGGAAAAGGCGCGCCGAGAAGCUUUGCGAGAGGAGUUGGGCGAGGAACAAGCGGCCAUUGCAGAAUUACAAGAAGCUAGUGGAUUGGGUGAAAGCAUCUAUACCCAUCAAGGUGGUUUGUUCUCCGGAUCAACUGAUGCGCUCUCCAUUUCCUCUACCGCUUCAUCGGCCUCGAUGAUGCUUCGUAAAAUGGGCAAAGGAAUGAAGAAGUCUACUCGGUCCUUAGUCGGUCUUUUCCGCCCUAAGUCCGUCGCGAGCAUCAAUUCUGUUGAGGGAGCUGCGAUUGAGCCGUUAGCCCCGCCUCAAAUUUCAGUCGUCAACGUGGAAGCUGAUCGUGAGAGUGUUGCUGUUAACCCUGAUCCGAUGGAUAUGCCCCGUGGUGGUACGGUUUUCCCGAAGGUAGAGGCACCUGGCUCUGAAGUGCGUCGAUCCAAUUCCCUUCGGGAAAAGGAGCGAGUGGCCUCGGAUUCCUCCCAGUCGCGUAAGAGCAUUGUCGGGGGAGACCGAGAGCGAGCCGAAGUCUUAGCUGCAGUCCGGAAGGGAAUUCUUAAGAAGACUCAUUCCGACUACGGUGUCUCUUCGCCCGCUCAUGCGCUGAAUGGCAGCGACUCGCCACAUUCCAGUGCUCCAGCUACACCUGACGAGUCAGCUCGAUCUAGCCCCCGUCCAACCGAGCAGGUAACUAUCGCUGGUGACGAUUAUUUCCUUUCUGGCGGCGGACGAUACGCAGCUGGCGAUACGAAGAGCGCGCCUAUCACCCCUUCAUCGGUUGGUGGUCGGAAUAUCGUUUUUAGCCCUCGCAUCCAAUUCCACGAGACCUGGCCUAGUGGAGAGUACGAUCGUCGUGGCGACAUUGCGACUUGCAAUCGCUUGACUCCUCUCCUGGCCCAGCAAAUCCGGGAGGAGAUCAACAACUUCAAAAUGGAGAUGGAGGUUCAUGAAAACUCCAAAAUUUACACACAUUUCAUCUAA
This is a messenger RNA of Penicillium malachiteum, 2187 nucleotides long. RefSeq lists its product as uncharacterized. The coding region runs from base 1 to 2187 and encodes 728 amino acids. The transcript has 4 exons. Lineage: Eukaryota; Fungi; Ascomycota; Eurotiomycetes; Eurotiales; Aspergillaceae. Gene Ontology annotation, molecular function: actin binding. The record is from RefSeq and is a predicted model, not a curated record. Gene Ontology annotation, biological process: actin cytoskeleton organization.